Molecule: messenger RNA, 7923 nt
Organism: Xiphophorus couchianus (Monterrey platyfish)
Lineage: Eukaryota; Metazoa; Chordata; Actinopteri; Cyprinodontiformes; Poeciliidae
Gene: crtc1a
Product: CREB regulated transcription coactivator 1a
Exons: 15
Coding region: 205-1941 (578 amino acids)
Biological process (GO): protein homotetramerization; positive regulation of transcription by RNA polymerase II
Cellular component (GO): cytoplasm; nucleus
Molecular function (GO): cAMP response element binding protein binding
Source: RefSeq, a predicted model, not a curated record
AAUUCUACACUAUGGCACUACGUACGUUCUCAAUAUAUUAAAUGACUCCAAUGAUAUUGGAGAAAGGGGGGUGGGGGAAAGUACAAUAAAAUAAGGCUGUGUUUGAUUAUUUUUUGGUUCGCUUAAAAUCCCUGACCGGAAGCUGGACGUCAGCACUCCGUGUAACUUGACCACUGUAGAGAAAACGGAGCAGAAGAGCGAAACAUGGCGACUUCGAACAAUCCGCGGAAAUUUAGCGAGAAAAUCGCUUUACAUAAUCAGAAGCAGGCAGAGGAGACAGCAGCAUUUGAAGAAGUGAUGAAGGACCUGAGCAUAACGCGGGCAGCCAGGCUCCAGCUGCAGGACACAAAGUAUUUGCAGAUGGGAUCGAGCCGUGGGCAGUACUACGGAGGGUCUUUGCCAAAUGUGAAUCAGGUUGGAAGCUGCACUGCUGAUGUGUCUUUUCAGAAUUCAGGUCUUGACACUAAUAGAUCUACGCGACACCACGGAUUGGUGGACAGAGUCUACCGAGACCGGAACCGCAUUACAUCGCCCAAUCGGAAACCGCUCUCUAUAGACAAACAUGGACGCCAGAUUGACAGCUGUCCGUACGGCUCAGUGUACCUGUCGCCGCCUCCUGACACCAGCUGGAGAAGGACAAAUUCAGACUCAGCCCUGCAUCAGAGCACUCUGACUCCUGCACAACACGCCUCCUUCACUGGAGGCUCUCAGGAACUUCAGCCAAAACGAGUUCUCCUCCUCACUGUUCCAGGGUCUGGAGUCCUUAAGCAAGAGGUUGAUGAAGACGGACAGAAGCAGAGCUGGGACUGUAAAAAGAAUGUGUCGCAGAAUGAACCCUGUCAAGUUCCUGGCAUCCACAUAUUCCCGACCCCAGAGCAGCAGAUGGCUACGUCUCUGAAACCAGGGGCCCACAACAGUGGCGGCUCUCUUCCUGACCUGACCAACAUCCAGUUUCCUCCCCCUCUGCCCACCCCGCUGGACUCAGACGACACAGCAACCGUCUCGUUCGGCUCUGCCGGCAGCACUCAGACUCCAGGAGGGGACACUUCUCAGCCAACAGUAACCAUGGAAAUGGAGCCUGGCCAGGAGAACAUGGUUCCUCUCAUCCUGAAUGCAGGAGACUCACACCAGCAGCAGAACCUGCACCUCUCACAAACGUCUCCAGAACUCCCUCUAUCCCAGACGGCCAUCAGUGCUAUGAAUCUUGAACAACAGUUGUCUCAGUAUUCUUUCAUCAAUCAGCAGUCAAUACCCCAGACACACCAGAACCAGCAAACAAGUCUAGUCCAGCUGCCAUCUUCUGUGAACUCCUGCUCUACGUCAGACAACCAGACAUCUGCACAAACUAACAUGACCAUCGACAUGAAUGCGGCUGCCUCCCUGCAGUACCGCCACAGGGUCGGGUCUUCAGCCAAUCAGUCUCCAACCUCUCCCGUCUCCAAUCAAGGCUUCUCACCCGGAGGCUCACCUCAACACAACUCCAUCCUGGGCAGUGUGUUUGCUGACUUCUACGACCAGCAACUGCCGUCCAUUCAGGCCAGCACUCUGUCACAACAGUUGGAGCAGUUCAACAUGAUGGAGACCCCCAUCAGCUCUGACAGCCUGUACAGCCAGACCUCCACCCUCAACUACUCCCAGGCUCUUAUGAUGGGUUUGACCAGCCACUGCAACCUUCAGGACUCCCAGCAGCUGGGCUACAGUAGCCAUGGCAACAUCCCCAACAUCAUUCUGACAGUGAGUGGAGAGUCUCCUCCGAGCCUCCCCAAGGACCUGACCAGCUCACUGUCCACAGACAUCGGCUUCGACAUGGACUCCCAGUUCCCACUGGAUGAUUUAAAAAUUGACCCUCUGACUCUGGAUGGCCUGCACAUGCUGAAUGACCCAGACAUGAUCCUCGCCGACCCCGCCACAGAGGACGCAUUUCGCCUCGACCGCCUCUAGUUCUUGUUCUUCGUCACUCACCGUAACUGAACCGGCCCGUCCAGCGUUUCUGCCUGAGCAGAACAAGCAAUUCCACUCAAUCGAACCCCUGACAAAACGAAAAAAAUCCUAUUUGGGAAAUUGCAUGGAGACAUUCCUGAAGACUGCUUCUAGCUUCUGGCAUAAAGUACGGGAUGAAUCUAUUAGAUGGCUCAGUCUCUACAUUCACCAUUCGGAUCGCUUUUCAACACCAGGCUAACUGUUUGAGCAAUCCGGCAGCAGAGACAGCCUGGUGACUAGCUACAGUUAAACAAUCAGCAUAUUCCAGUCCAGCUGCCUGAGUAUUUUAUAUUUUGAUGAUUUAGAGAAAAUCCAGAAAAGGUAGACUCCUCUCAGACUCCUCUAGCUUGGGUUUGGGAUUUCAUCUUGAUGGUUUGUGAUAUAUGCCCCAAGAGGCGCUGAGUCAUCACUUUAUUUUUAGGCUAUUUCUGAAAAUAGAUUUUAUCAAAGGGAAUAGGAGUCAUCGUUUAUGCAUGAAAUCAUAAAUCACUGUGGAUACUUGUUUUGCCUUAAAAGCUUGACGUUUUGGUUUUCAUUGCAAAAAGAACAAAAAAAAAAGCUAAGAAGUCAUUUUUACAGAGUUGCAAAGUUGCUUGGCCUGCAUAAUUUACAGUUGUGUUGUCACUACUAACUCAUAAGUCAGAACCUAACUGCGGAUCCGCUCGGUCUUGGUGAAGAGAACGAUGUUUACAGGCUUACAGGCUUAUACCCUUACUUGUACAGAAUGUGGUUGGAUUUUUGCGUAAUGAUAUCUAUGCAAAACUACGGUGACUGGGAGGACUGGAAUGUGGGAACUAGUUGAAGGCAGAGUCGGGGGUUCCUCUGGAACGCACGUGGAUGUCUUUCAACAAACAUUUUUCUUUCAUUUUAAGGUCAAAUAUGGAAUAAAAUAGAGUAAGCAUGGCAGUUGCUGGAGAUUCCUGGAUUUCUCCCAAAGACGGGACCUCAGUGGGUGAAACCUUUUUUUCCAGUCAGCCGAACUGCCAAACAGCACUGUUGAUGCAAUGAGAAUGUACUUAGUUUACAUCUGUGUGGUUGUGAUGCUGUCAUUUUGUUAUCCUCAUUCCCUUCUUUUCUAUUUUUUUGCUACAUGUAGAGCCAAACACCUUCCGCCUGUUACUUUAAGCACACCUCUGAGUUUGGUUGUUUUCCUGCCAUGUUUGUCGUUUUUGUCUUUAAUUCAUCUUUCUGCUGUUAAGGUUUGUCUUGAUGUUGUCUUUUAGGUGGGUGGUUUCUCUUCACUUUGUUCACAGAUAUGUUCCAUAUCUCAUUUUUUGCACUUUAUGCUUUCAUUCGAAAACACAGAUUCAAGUGUUUCUAUAUAGAGCACCCCAUCCUGUGACUGUUAAGUGAACUGGACCUGUUUGAUCUGUCUUUGUUCAAACUUGCCUUCUUGUACAGACAAAGAAGAAAAAAAGAGGAAAAACCCAAAAAGCUAAAUUAAAAUUAUUUUUGAAAAACAGAAUUAUCAGGAUAGUUUAUACAAAUGUGUUUUUUUCUGAACUAGGUUGUAUUUUAGGAUUCCUGUGUUUAAGCAUUUGGUCACUGCAGCAGAUUCUUUUGCUACUGUCAGAGGGUCUGGGAUAUAGAAAAUAAUAAUCACACAGAAGAUAUGGAAAUAAAUAUGUAUCGUAAAUACAACUAGGGAUGCACAAUAUUUUAUUAUGUCGUCUCUAGGUCUGGCUUAAGCAAGAGAUGCACCAAUCAGUGUGUUCUGACUGGAUACCAAUCUCUGUUUUUGUGAAGCUUUGAGCUGCCUAAAGGAUUUGAACCGUUUCUCAUUUGUAUUCAGGAUCUAUGGAGUACAGUAUAAUGCCAUUAUAGCUCCAAUAUCUGGACUGGUCAAUUUCAGAGUUGGGAAAUUGAGGUUGGAGUAACAUUACUUAAACUUAUUUUCAAUCUGCAAAAGUGAAAACUAGCGACGUAAGUAAGAGUAAUGCGGUAUUUGGUAGAAAGUCCACUGAAGUACUGACAGUAACUGAUCAUCAUCUGACUUAAUGUAUAAAAAUGACGUCAUCAGAAAAUAUUAAGGAAUGUGCAAAACCAGGUAUUUUAACAACUAGAGAGAAAAAAAAUCAAAAUAAAUAUCAUCACAAAAUAACCAAUUCAAGCAGUAAAAUCAAUUAAAAAUAAAUGUUCUACAUAUAAGACUUAUGAAACUUAUGAAAUAUAUCCAGAAAUGUUACUCAGGCAAAAGUAGUGAUAUUUUAUGAUAGUAUUAUUCAAGUAAGAGUAAAGAUUAAACUCCUAAAAUUACUUUUAUUUUUCCUCCUGGAUGUUAUUUGAGAAAAUGGGACUAGCUAGCUUAAAACAGCUCUCUAGUUGAUAUUCAGGGUUCUACUGUCAAGAUUUGCUAUGCUAACAUAAUGUAACAAAAUUAAAAAUGUUAAUCUUUCAUUUCCUCCUUCUUGUGGUUGGUCUCUUCAUGUUUUCAGCUCUCUGUGUAAUGAUAACUCUCACAUUUGAUAAGGGAGCAUGUACCAAAUUAACCUGCACAACGUCCAGAUUCCACAAAAAAAUUUGAAAUAUUUUUAAUCUUCACUUUAGAGUCAGGGUUAAGACGUUUAUACAAGCUAAAUAUUUUCUAUGGUUUUAAGCUUUAAAAUGUAAUUUUCCAACACUUCUUUGUGCAUCUCUAGUUUAAAUCUACAUCUUGACAAUAGCUGAGGCUGCUUUUGACCAUUUCAGAAUAAUUUGGUAUAUUAAAAUAGGAAGUCUAUAGGUUUGGUCUAAAAUGUUGAAGUGCUAAGCUGAAAAUGAAGCUCAAUGUAGGUAUCCAGGAUCUGAGCCAGAAAAUCAGUCCAGGUGAAAUUUGUAUGAGAAUAAAAACAUGCUCUUUUCUUGGUCACUAUGUUGGAUCACCUUUAACCAAUGAAAAAAAAAAGUGCAGCUGCAAUGAUUCCUACUUAAAUAUGUUUUAAAGACUAUUUUACUUCUCCUGUCACAGUCUGAAACAGAAACGUUGGUCUUUUAUUUUCCUAUUAAAUGCAUGAAACUUCAGACAUGAUUUCUCCUUUUGUUGGUGAUUGUUUCCUCUGAAUGUUGGAAAAUAUUUAAUUCAAAUAUUUAAAGGUUUUUUUGUUUUUGUUUCUGUUUGCUAAAGAUAUGUUGUCAUGUUAUACUUGUGUCAUGUGUGUUUAAGUGACGCCUAAAAAUGUACAGUGAUGAGCCUUUUAUGCACAUGUGGAAGCUAUUGUUUUGGCACUGUGUUUAAUCUGCAAUAUAUAGUACGUGCUUAUUUUCUGUGCAACACCUGCAGAAUUUUAUUAUGUCAAAGUACCUGUAGGAUAGUUGUGUAUAUUGCUGUACUGUAGGAACAAUGUUUUUGUGCUUACUGUGAGAUGAUGUCAGAAUGGGAAAAUGCACUGAGAAAUACUGCUGGAUCUCUCUGCUGGAUCUCCAGACUCUAAAGUGAGCCUGAUGUUUUGCUGGCUCUGUUUUUUUUUUUUCUUUCACGUUUUCCGUUAAAUUCCUUUAGCUAAUGUGUUGUCUGUGUUUGUUACUUAUCUGUACAUCGGUGUUCAGGUAUCCAUUGGUGAAGCACCAGUGUUUACAGAGACAAUGGUUUACAACAGGGCAACGUUUGUUUGCCAAAGCCUUCAUCAUAGUUUCCGCCCUGUAUCUGGACUAAUGAGCAACUGCACUAUAGAUUAGGAAAAUGGUUCAGUUCCUUCGCUUCAAUGCUGGGAGGAUAAUCUUUGUAUUGGUGAAAAAAUAUAGAUUUACUUCCGUGAGGUUAGUGAUUAGAAGUUUCCUUUAUGUUUCAUCCUCAUGCGUUUCAUGACCACAAAGUACUGUUGUUUAGUUGAAAUUUCCCAUUCCUCUGUUCUUGCUAUAAGCAAGUGCCAUAACAAAGAUUUCUAACACGUUUGCAUCUGGGUAAAUUUGAAUAUCAUUGAAAAAUUUAUUUGUUUCAAUAAUUCAAUUCAAAAAGCGAAACCUGUUCAUGCUGCAGCUUUGGCUUUGCACAGGGAGAUAUUUCAAGCAUUUAUUUCUGUUCCUUUUAUUCAUUUCAAGGAGCAGUAUUAUGUAAAAUUGACUUUUAUGAGCUUUACUUCAUGUUAUAAUGUUAUUUUAUAAUCAAAAACAUACCUGGAGUGUCGCCUUCAUUCUUUCAUGUAUAUUUGAGAAAUUUUUUCAUCUCCACAGUAACCAUUCAGCUGUGCAAAACACCUAGGUGGACUUAGCCCCGCCUUUGAGGCACAGCUCCUCCUCUGAGCUGCAGUUUCUAAGCUUUCGCCUCACAGAGAAGCCGCCCCUGCGGCUCCCCUACUCAGCUCCUUCAGACUAGCCAGCAGCAGUUAGCAAACACCUGGUGGAACUGUGCAUCUGCAUUAUUAUGAGCUACUUCUCAGAGCAAUGUUGGUAAAAACUUUGUUAAAGGGUUAAUAGAGGAGCCAUGUUGUAAUGACUUCCUGAUUGCAAGUUUCAGAAAAAGCAAGAUUUUCUUAAAGAGACAGAGGCCCAAUUUCAAGGCGUUUAAUUAUGAAGCAAAAUUUACUUAUAUAUAGCAUUUUUAUGACAACUGAAGGUAAAAUAGUUUCUUGAUCAUAUUAUAAAAUGACUCUGACAGCCACAUAUAUUUAAUAAUAUAUAGUAUCUAUAAUUACAUAUACAGUAUUUUACAUAAAACCAACAAAAAGAGAUUUUAAUACAGAAAUUCACUUCUUUAUCUCCAGCUGCAGAUCACACUAUGUGAAUCUACACCAAACUCUUGGAUGGACAUUGCAUCACAAUUCUCUCAAGGCUGUGGUUAUCCGUGUUCUGAUCGCUCACCAUUGUUUUCCACUAAACCUUUCACUAAAAUUCAGACUGUGAACAUCCAGCUUCUUUAGCAGAGAAAUGGAAUUUUGGGUUUCGAUUUGCUGUAAGGCAGGGUCAUCAUCAUGAACAGAAGUAAAUGCUUGACAUAGAUCAGUGGGAGUGGUCUGAGUUUUACUUUUUGAAUUAAAUUAUUAAGAGAAAUAUGUAAAUUAAUUACAUUUUUAAUUAUAUUCUCAUGUAUUGAGAUGCACAAAUACGUACUUAAAAAUGAUAUUGUAGUAAACCUGCAUGAACUUUAGUUCUGUUUCUUUUUUAUUUAGAUUUAAAUCAACAUUUUAACCAAAGUUCAAAACAGCCAUAAGCUAGAGAGUAUGGUAACAUUCUGGCCGUCAAAUGGUCGAUUUUUGGGGGGUUUGAAAAAUAGCACAUAAACAUUUCAGUUUUUGCAUGAAGGUAAUUUCAGGGUAUGUCAACAUGUUAUAUUUUAUUUUGAAUUCAUUUUUCAAUGUUAAAAAAAAUGGUAGUGAAACAAUAUCUCAUGAAAAAAAGUUUAUCUUAUUUAGAUAGAUUUACAUUAUAGUUAAAGAUAUAAUAGGAAAUACCAGAAACUGAUGCUUUGAAAGGUGAAAGGGAGUCAUACUUAUGUUUGGUCACUCAGUGUGUAACUUGCAGUGACUGAAUCCUUAAUGUGCAUUUAGAGGACAGCCCAAUGCUGGUUUAAGCCUCAUACAAUGGCAGCUAAAGUCUUAUAUAUACAGAUAUAUAUAGAUAUAGUGUUUUAUUUUGGAGCACGGUGUUACUUUCCCAAACACUAAAAUGCAUUUUACUGCCGUAAAGAGAUGCACUGUGCUCCAGUGGUGUUCUCACUUCAACAGCAAACGUUAUGCUCAUAUAAUAUGCAAAAUCUAGCAUUCUGCAACACCGCUUGGCGAGUUGUUACUUUUCUCCAGCUGACCCUUUAAGAAUGAUUUGUUCACAGCUUUUCCCUAAAAUUGUGUCUUUUCUAUCUUAACUGUUAAAUUGGACCAAAAUAAUGAAAGUUAGCUGUAAAUGUGAGCUGUACUGAAGACGAAAAACACUUCUAUACAAACAGGACGUGAUUUUUGUGUGAUGGCUUCUGUCUUCGUAUCUAUUUUAUUUUUUGUAAAUUUAAUAUAAAUAAAUAUAUCUGACAAUACA